CUUCUUCUCGGUCUGGUACGUGCUGACCUGUCAACAGAAGACCUGUCACAGGGAAAAUGGACAAUGUGUGCCAAUGACUGCAGUGGGGACAAGGAUCCACGGCACCGUUUUUGCUGUUGACUAUGCAGGUGCAAAUCUUUAUGAAAUUAUUGUCAUAUCAGAAACAUUACUGAUGGUAUAUCUCAUCAACCUGGAUGAAAAUGAUGAGGUCACCAUUAUAACUGCUUUAGUCGGCAGAGAAAACCAUGUGACUGAGGUAGAUUUUGAGAAGUUCAUGGAGCUGACUCGGGAUAGGAAUAUUCCGGAAGGGAAUAUUGUGAAUAUAAUCAAAUUUGACAACUGUCCUGAAAAUUAACAAAAAGAGUCUUCGAUUCUCACAGGCAGUAAGUAC
Pteronotus mesoamericanus is the source of this 391-nucleotide messenger RNA. Its product is annotated as odorant-binding protein-like. The coding region runs from base 74 to 355 and encodes 93 amino acids. NCBI's taxonomy places the organism in Eukaryota, Metazoa, Chordata, Mammalia, Chiroptera, Mormoopidae. The record is from RefSeq and is a predicted model, not a curated record. The transcript has 5 exons.